AUGGCUUCCACCGCAUUUGAUGCCCAUGGUUACCGAAUGGGCCCUCAAAUUCGUGUCCGCAGUCUGGAAGUAACCGCCGAUAUGAUCCCUCCAUCUGCUCCGGCACCUCUCGCUGCUCGGGACGAUGAUUGCGACGCCGAAAGCGCCAACUUCUGCGAGAAGCCAGUGAGCUCCCAGUCGAUGACGCUGCCCAUCGUCUUGGGUGUGGUGAUUCCUCUCGUGGCUGCUAUUGGCGUGCUCAUUUUCCUGCAUCGCAGAAAUGUCAAGAAGCAAAGAAGGGAAGAGGCCGCCGACCCCAACCGCGACCUCGACUUCGGUCUGGACGGAGAAGUUACCGAACACAGGGGUGGAAAGCGUCAAAGUCUUCGCGAAAAGAUGAUGAGGGCGGAUAGCAAGCACCGCGUCCAGAUUUCCAUGGACAUGAACCUGUCCAGUCCUUACCUUCUUCCACCCGGCCUGCAGAGUUCAAGGGAGUCGCUGCACUCUCUGGCACGAACCCUACACACCAGUGAAGACCCUUACCGCCCCGUCAACCAGUACGGUAGCGAAGUCGGCUCCAUCCGAUCCUUUCACCGUGAUAAGGACAGCCGAGCCGGAUCGUCAAUUUACACAGGAUCCACCGAACGUCAGUCGAGCGUCAAUGGUCGAACAUUGCCUCCUCGGCAGGGCUCACUCCCUCGGCCGCCGCCCCCUACUGCCGAUCCGUUCGCAACCCCGACAUCGCCUGCCCCUCCUCGUAACCUAUCAUCGACAUCACCGCCUCGACAGCCCCUUCCCCAAGGAAUCGUUCCUGAGAUGGGCACUGUGCCCUACCCGAAUGAUCGGUCCGAUGACUGGAGCGACAAUUCUGCCCGCAUUCCCGAUGUUCCCGACGUCGUUGAGCCUCUGCCCGUCGCCAAUAGGGCCCUUGGCAGUAGCAUCCAAAGGGCCUCCCCGCCACCUCCGGCUGGCUCAGCGGCGCUGAAUAACAAACAAGCCGGGAAUCUGGGUGCACCCUCACUGCCGGAAAUAGGAGUUGGUUUCGACUUUACUAUGCCUGACGGGCCAUCUUCAACUGACGCUAACUCACACCACCGGACUCAACACAACCAACAAGAGACUAGUUCUUUCUCGCCGUUGCCAACGAUCAUACCCGAGGAGGAGACUAGCUCAUACGUGGCUAACUACGAUCAGAGAGGGCAAGAGGAGGAUGAUUAUGAAGAACGCGGCCGGUCUGCCCAGAGACGCUCGAUGGAUGGCGAUUAUAGGAAAUCCCAGGCACUCGGCGUCCCCCAGCAAGACACGAAGAGGCUGUCUGUUGGGUUGAGACCUCUCCCUCCUGAUGAAGUCACCGAGUCGGAGGACCCCGAAGAGAGGGCAAACAGGAUCAGGUCUUUCUACAAAGAGUACUUUGACGAUUCCAGACCGGCCGAGCCUCUCCCCCCUCCUCCUCAACAGCAAUAUGGGACUUCGUAUUACGAGGACUACGAUCCGAAGUAUCUGGAGGGCGAGAGCGCGUUCUACGACCCCGAUUCGCAUGCGUUUGUCAUGCCGUAUGCCCAGCCUGUCACUCGCCGCGCCAUGACGCCCCCACCUAGUGGCUCGCGUCUUCGAGGGCCUCCCCCUCCCAGAGCCAUGCACGGCUCCGUGAGUGGGGGUGGAAUGAGCAUGCCGGGCGGGAGGCGGCCGCCUCCUCCCCGCGCCGGCACAUCAAUGUCCAACCGCUGGGGCCCUCCAUCCCGGCCCGGCUCCUCCUUGUCCAGUUCCUAUGGCCACCCGCGGCCUGGCUCCUCCGUGUCGAGCAGAUUGCAGCAGCCUGGGAAGCCCAAGGGCCCUCCGCCGGCCCCUCUCACAACGCUUCCCACUCCAUCCAAGCUCAAGGACGACUCGCUUGCUCUUCUUGGUUCAAUCGACUUUGCACCUCCUGAAUCCUACGAAGACCGCCAGCGUGGCCGGUCUCAGAGUCCUAUGGGCGAGAGACGGCCUUUCGCUCCGAAGAAACCCGUGGCAUCUCCGCUGGUGAGCAGCUUUGACGAGAUGCCCGCUGUCCCCAGCCCUCAUCUGCUCCGAAAAUCGGGCACUUUCACCGGUCUGGACUUUGCGCCGCCCCGUCGGUUUGCCAACGAUGACGGAAUGAGCGAUGCAGGUAGCAUUCGGAGCAACCGGAGCGGCCUCUCAGCGGUCCAGGCCCACGCCAUUCGAAGCGGUGUUGGUCGCGUCAGCCGUCUUCCCGAGGAUACGGUCUUCACACAAGCCAAGAUGGAAGCGACGUUGAAGCCAUCAUGGAACAUGCGUGACUAG
This is a messenger RNA of Sodiomyces alkalinus F11, 2280 nucleotides long. RefSeq lists its product as hypothetical. The transcript has 3 exons. Bases 1 to 2280 code for a protein of 759 amino acids. The record is from RefSeq and is a predicted model, not a curated record. NCBI's taxonomy places the organism in Eukaryota, Fungi, Ascomycota, Sordariomycetes, Glomerellales, Plectosphaerellaceae.